AUGCCGCCCAAAGCCUCAAGACAUAGAUGGGGGAGCGACGAACGUGACGUCCUGCACAUACUCUUCAUCGAAUAUCGACUCCAGGCCCUCGGCGGCUCCAAGACGGAAAUCGACGCUGGCACAGACAUUGCUCAUGCGCUCUUCUCGGAGCUUUUUCCAUGGGCUUCCAAUGAGCGAAACAAAGUUCGUGAUCAAUGGCGAACGCGUUUGGCUCCCAGAAGACCCUCUACAUGGAAGAGCGCUCACGAGAAGUCUCUUGUCAACUACACGCCCGAGGAACGGGCGAAUCGUGCCAGGCUCCGAGUGUUGAUUGUCCAGGCUGCGGUCAAUCAAGGGAUCAUUUUGAACCCGCCAACCUUGUUCCUGGGACUGCACAACGCCGCAAAGACGACAGCGCUGGCUGUAGGGCCUGUGACGAGCGAGGAGAUUGCCGCAGCCGCAGCUUCAGGAGGAAGUGCGCAGACCCAAGGAUCUCUUGAUCUCGGCAUCACAGUAGCUCACACGGCCACCCCUUCACCCAGGAAAACACUUGCCAAGCCCCGCCAGAAGGAUCGUAAACUACUCUUCUCCCCAGGAGAGGGAUCAAGAAUUACUCAAACUACCACAAAAGUGCAGAAAGAUCAAAUACCAGGCUUGAACAGCAAUAGCAUCUGCAUGGUCCAUCGUUCCCAGGUCGUUCCUUUCGAGAAUCGUGGUGAAUCGGGACUGGAGCUGAUUUCCAGAUAUCAAUGCCAAUUGGAUGAUUUGAUGGACUCCACAUCACCAGUCUGGCUUGCCGGUGGACCAGUGCUGAGGGUGCUUGUUCGCGACAGCUCGCAGAAAGCUGGCCGCAGUGCCUCCAAUGAUCGACAGGGCGUGCUCCGCGAUGUCAUGCUCUGCCAGUAUGGUGUCUGUUUCUCAUGCAACAUUGGCUCGCGGCGUGCAUACAAGCCUUACACGACUCCAUUCGUUCAUCGCAAGGCAUGUGUUGUGGGGAACGGAAAGAUUAUCUUCGCGCCUUCAGCUCGGGCAAGGAGAGACCAGGUCGUGAACUGCCUGGUUGAGGUUGAGCAGAAGUURGUCAACUAUCUCCUUCCCAGAGGCRAUGGGGUGGAAGGGGUGAAAAACACCCCAAUCAUGAGUUCAGUCUGCAUCGUUAGAAGUUGCGCCGUGUGUCGUACUUCGACAGAACUGGUGCCAACCAGGAAGCGCAUUGGAUAUACGAUGAAGCCUUCACGCCCGAGAGUAUCGAGCGCACUGAGCAGUAGGGGCUUCGUGAAACCACCACUAGCAAGCAAACGUCCUGGUGAGUCGUUACAGACACCGCUUUCGAAACGAAGGUACUUUGGCAACUCUAGUGGGAUUAAUCAACGACAGAUCAGAUCUCGAAACGUUGAGACGGGACAAGGCUCUGACAAACAGUCUGCACCUGGACAAUCUGAUCCAUCCUCGUCCGGGGCUGUAAAUGCGCACCAAAUUGGAACUGUAGGCACUCUAUCUGGAGGUAUUCGCACAAAGCCUGGAUUCGGGAAAGCGCAGCAGGAUCAAUCCAUCCCAAUAGGAGCUCAAGAGAAGUCCAAAACAACGAAGCCAUCCGAGCCGCCGCGCAGGCUGCAGAUGAUACAUCGCGAUCAGCUGUUCACAAACAUUGGGAACGUCGGUCCUGUUCGCCCUGACGAAACCAAAUGGUGGACCAAUUAUGGUUCGAUUUUCAAAGAAGGACCAGCUUGGGAGCAAGGUGGUGAGGCUGCCUUGGUCCUGGUCAGGGGCUCACCGGCAGGAAAAUUCGUCGAAUGGCAUCUUAUGGUGUGCAAUCCGAAGUACUGCCCAGACUGUCUUCCCGAAGGCUCAGACAACGGUCCGGGACCAUUUGGUGGCCGGCCCUUUGUCCACACCAGUGAGUGCGAACGCUCACCUCAGGGUACCUCUUUCAAUCCUCCACGAAACAGCAUCUUGAUCCGCCGCGAGACAGACUAUGCUCGAUCUGGCCCCAAAAAUGUAUGGUUCUCAGAGGAUGGUGAGCGGUUUUUGGUGGAAGCAUUGAUGUGCGAUACAUCCAGAUGUCGGUUCUGUACAACACAGCCGGCCUCGCCUUCUGGGAAUGGAGGUGCCUCGCGAGAGAAUGGGAGGGAUACAACGCCCAACAGUGGAAAGAGAGCCCAAGAGGAUCGUUCUAGCGCACCACCCAACAGCGGAGAGGCAUCUCAAGUAGACGGACGCGGCUUUGCAUUGCUCGAGCCAGGACGAGUCGACGAUACAGACGCUACUCUACGCAUGGUGCACUAUCGAGAUCUCACACCAAACGAGGACGAAGAUGGCUUCACACCGGACGGAGUCCCUCAAAUGACCACAGAACACAGGCACAUUUUUGCCGCACCCGAAAAGAUGUGGCGCUUAGGCGGCUCGGUAAUGAACGUGCUGGUCUUGGAGACGACACGCAACGGCCAACACAUUCCAGCCGCUGAGUAA
Molecule: messenger RNA, 2448 nt
Organism: Ramularia collo-cygni
Lineage: Eukaryota; Fungi; Ascomycota; Dothideomycetes; Mycosphaerellales; Mycosphaerellaceae
Exons: 1
Coding region: 1-2448 (815 amino acids)
Source: RefSeq, a predicted model, not a curated record